This is a messenger RNA of Rhopalosiphum padi (bird cherry-oat aphid), 1189 nucleotides long. RefSeq lists its product as uncharacterized. The transcript has 6 exons. Bases 457 to 957 code for a protein of 166 amino acids. The record is from RefSeq and is a predicted model, not a curated record. NCBI's taxonomy places the organism in Eukaryota, Metazoa, Arthropoda, Insecta, Hemiptera, Aphididae.
UCUCAGUCAGUUAAUUUAAACGAGGAAACAAAUAUUUUUGAACCUUCUGAUGAUUCAAAUGAUGUGUCUUAUGACUCGGACAAAGAUCCUCUUUGGAAAAUCGAUAAAAGCCAAAGCAAAUCUGUUAUUGAUGGUAUUAAUUGUAUAACACCUGAAAAACAUGCCUCUUCAUUAGUUAAUAAACCCAUUGAUGAUAUAGAACAUAUAAUUUCAUCUCCUGUUGGGACUUGGACGGUUGAAAAAAAUGAGGAUACACAAUUAUUAUAUAAAACAAGUUCUGAUCGAAAUAGUAUCAAAGUUAAAAAAAUAUUAUUUUGUGAUCAAAAUAUUGAAAACACAGGAUCAUCUGGUAUUACAGCUAAUAUUUUAAAACUGCCACAAGAUACUACAAUUUUACAAAACCAGCCAAAUAUAUCUAAUGAUUUUCAACGGUUUAUUACUAACACUUUGGUAAAUAUGAAAUAUGACAUUGGCAGCAUUUUAAGUAUUGUACAAUCAAACAGUAUUAAUAUUAAUACAUUGAUGGCUAAUAAAAAUACAUCAGCCAAAAAUAUCACAAAUCUUGACAACAUAUUUCCUAUUAAAAAUCAUGAUGAAUUAGAGUCAUUGGAAAUAAAAAUUAAGACUGAUGAAAACUUUAAAAAUACAUUGGUUACUCAAUUAUCAGUGUUAAUAGAUGUUAAUGAUCUUGGAAAUAGUGUUCGAAGAAUUGUUUCAAGAAUGUUAAGUGAUGUUUUGCUAUCUAAUUAUUCGUUACAUGGAUUUAAGUCUAAGCUAUGUUUUUCAGGCUUAAAUACCUAUCGUGUUAUUAUAGAUGCUAUACGAGUUAACGUCAAGUACAGUGUUGUUCCUGAAAAAGAAAUAGAUAACUCAUUAGGAAUUUGGCUAUCCCAUGCUCCAUUCCGCAUUAAAAAAGUAUCCCAAAAACAAGAAAAACUCUCAAGAAGCCUUUUAUGAAGUUAAUAUAUUUAAAAGAUUAUGUUAUCAUUAUUAUUAUAUUAUUUACAUUUUUUUAAAUUCUUAGAUUUGUAUCUUACAAGUUUGCAGUUUUUAUUAUUUAAUAUUUGCUAUUUUAAUGAAGUUAAUAUUGGGUAUAUAUUAUACUACUCACCAGUUAUUAUUUUUAUUUUUGUGUUAGAUCAUAAUAUUAUAUAAAUAUAAAUUAAAAUAUUGAUAUUCCAAUAUUAUA